This is a messenger RNA of Hypanus sabinus (Atlantic stingray), 1100 nucleotides long. Its product is annotated as eukaryotic translation initiation factor 1b-like. Bases 117 to 458 code for a protein of 113 amino acids. The transcript has 4 exons. The record is from RefSeq and is a predicted model, not a curated record. Gene Ontology annotation, molecular function: ribosomal small subunit binding; RNA binding; translation initiation factor activity. Gene Ontology annotation, biological process: translational initiation. Gene Ontology annotation, cellular component: eukaryotic 43S preinitiation complex. Lineage: Eukaryota; Metazoa; Chordata; Chondrichthyes; Myliobatiformes; Dasyatidae.
GUCAGCGCGUUGUGACGCAGGGCAGCCGGUGGGCCUCGCCGGCAGUCGGCCCGGCGCCGGAGUGAGUGGCAGAGACUCCCGACUUCGUCCCGACAGACUCACCCCCGGUACGGCGUAUGUCCGACUGUCAGAACCUGCAGAGCUUCGAUCCCUUUGCUGAUGCGUUCAAGGGUGACGACCUCCUCCCUUCCGGGGCUGAGGGCCACAUACACAUAAGGAUUCAGCAGAGGAACGGUCGCAAGACCCUCACCACGGUCCAGGGCAUCGCGGACGAGUAUGACAAAAGGAAACUCCUCAGGCACUUCAAAAAGCAAUUUGCCUGCAACGGCACUGUGAUCGAGCACCCGGAGUACGGUCAGGUGAUCCAAGUUCAAGGCGACCAGCGCAAGAACAUCUGCGGAUUCCUGGUGGAGGUUGGCAUCGUCAAGGAAGAGCAACUCAAGGUCCAUGGUUUCUAAUGGACUCGAGCCCUGCGGACACACAGCCUGUAAGAUAAUGAUAGACCCCCCCUUGUCUCAUGGACGGUACCCAGCCAGCGAGACUGCAGGAAUGGACGUCUCGCCUCUCCAUCUGCUGCAGCCAGCUCAUUUGACCCAACCGCUUCCGUCCCAGUUGACUCCAGACGUGUUUUGUAGCAUUUGAGCUCACUUUUAGAACUUUUUGUAGAGUGUUUAAUUAAAAAACAAACAAACACACACAGUUGAAUAACUGUUUCUGACGUUGGGAGUCUCCUUGUGCUGUGUCCUUGAUGAUCUGGCUGGGUACUGGGUACGUCCUGGGUUCAAAGAAGUUUCAACAGGUACAUUUAAUUAGACGACAGACAGUAGGUGCAGGAGCAGGCCAUUCGGCCCUUCUAGCCAGCGCUGCCAUUCACUGUGAUCAUGGCUGAUCAUACACAAUCAGUACCCCGUUCCUGCCCUCUCCCCACAUCCCUUGACCCCGCUAUCUAUAAGAGCUCUAUGUAACUCUCUCUUGAAAGCAUCCAGAGACUUGGCCUCCACUGCCUUCUGGGGCAGAGCAUUCCACAGAUCCACCUGGGUGAAAAAGUUUUUCCUCAACUCCGUUCUAAAUAGCCCCUACCCCUUAUUCUUAAACUGUGG